UGUAUCAAAUAAUUUAUAGGACGUGUGUGUAUAUGUUAUGAUAGAACCCUAUUGAUAGACAAAUGCAUCGUUAAAUUACAUGUACAAUUUAUCUCUUCGCACUGUAUAUUUCUCUUUAUAGCCUGCAGUGGAAUUGGUUGUCCAAAAUGGCUGUUUAAAGGACCGUAGCAGACGGAAACUUGUCAGAGUGUAGGCUGAUUCUUCAUCGUCCCUAUGACCUGUCCUGACCCCCCGAGCGUUGCCAAUGGUUACAUCUCGUCAAAUACUAGUACCUCCGUGACCUACGCCUGCAAUGACGGGUUUGGACUGUCGGGGUAUGCCCAGGUUCUCUGCAGUGGUGGGGCCUGGGGUACCCUUCCUUAUUGUUACACAAGCUGGAACAGGAACAACAACAACUUUAUAGCUACGGGAAAUGUGUCUUCUACGCUCGAGGAACCAGAAGCGACUCCGGACUACAUAAUCUACGGGGUGUAUGGGGCUGUUGGAUCGUGUAUCCUCGCUCUACUGGCUGGAUGCCUGCUGUGCUGGCUCCAUCAAUGCGGGUGUUACGACGGUCCUGCGGUGGGGUUCGGCGGGAGCUACGUAUAUAGUGACCGUCGUUGCUGCUACUGGGGGGAUCUCAACGUAAAUUGCUGUAAUUUUCAGUGUAGCUGCUGCAAACGGCGAUGUUGUCGAUACGUUAGAAAGAAAUCACACGGAAAGGUACACUUCCAAACAACACCCACACCAGAACACGUUGCAUUACAAAAGUUUCUGAUGAAAAAGAAAAGAAAGCGAAGGUUCGGACCAAUCCCUUGCUGCUUGCGCGCAGGAAGAUGCCUUUUGGGUUGUUUACUCUGCUGCUGUAGGUGGAAGCGACGCAAAGCUAAGCUUGCCAAACAGCUGGAGAAAGCUGAGGAGGAAAAACUGCUGAACGUUAUUGUAGUCCAAGAGACAAAGGAAAAACUGCUGAGCGUAAUUGUAGUCCAAGAGACAAAGGACGAAGAAAGUAAUAUAAUAAAUGUUCAACCAAUGGAGGGAAAUCAAGAUGGUGAUCGGGAAAAAGUCGCAGAGAAGACAUUAUGGGCCACUCCAAAACCGGAAGAGGAUGAAAAGAAAAAGGUUCCUGAAAAGAAGGCUGAACCCAUCGGGCCACCAUUAAUGGCCAUACGCGAAGCACCAACCAAACCUAGAGAGACAAAGCCCGAACCGGAAAAGGAAAAAGUAAAGAAGGCUGAGCCUGUUGGACCUCCAUUGAUGGUCAUACGUGCACCACCACCAAAACCUAAAAAGAAGAAACGCAAAGAGGAAAAGAAAGGAGGCUUCGAAAGUACUCCUGCCCCAGAUUUUGCGAUUGUGGUCGCAUCUACCAAAAAUCCAUUUGGAAACGUUGACGUAAAGCCAUCAAAACGCGCAGGAAUAUCCCAGACCGAAGCAAACGGUGGCCAAUUAGAGAGAAGCUUUCCAGUGGGAAAAGGAAAUAAAGUAUCGUCAUCUCCAUCUGCAAAUGUCAUCGAAACCAACCUGACAUUUGACAAAAACAUAAAUAAGAAAGUAUCAAAGUGGACUGAUAUGAACGAUGAAGAGUUAUGGAGGAUGCAGCCCCAACAAAACUUGUUUUCUCCGGAAGCGCCAAUAAAAACGAGAAAAACAGCAGGGGAGAUGAUUCCACUUGCAAGCCUUUUUAAAAUAAGCGGAGCACCAAAGCCAGUGAGAAACCAAAAGAAACCAGAAAAGAAGAGGAAGGAAGACGAAGGCGACAAUUUUGGCUUGCCCAGUGUCGGAUCCAAAAGAACUGUUAUUCCUCGACUGUUUUAAACAUAGAAAGAUAUAACGGUCAAAUCAGUCUCAAAAUAGACACUCAUGUAUUGUAGUUACUCUAUCCCAUCUCUUACAUAAACAUGAUGUACGUGAUAAUGAAAACAUGAACAGUGUACUAUGAUGGAAUGAAUCCAAAGAUGAGGAAACGGAUGAAAUCAAUGACGACGGCUUAUGAGUUAUCUUAUUUUUAUAUAUUUUAUUACGUAAUUACAAUUCAUAAGCAUAUCGGAAUUUCCUUUUAGAUCUUACCUUCGUCAAAUAGUUGUAUUCGGCUUUCCAUCUAAAAUGCUUAAUCUAACAAACUUAGAGCUGUUCCAAAUACAUUUGUUAAUACAUAUAAAUGACAUUAAAGAAGUACAAUAUAUGCAGAGUACAAUAAAGUUUC
This is a messenger RNA of Mizuhopecten yessoensis (Yesso scallop), 2185 nucleotides long. RefSeq lists its product as uncharacterized. The coding region runs from base 214 to 1797 and encodes 527 amino acids. The transcript is spliced from 15 exons. Lineage: Eukaryota; Metazoa; Mollusca; Bivalvia; Pectinida; Pectinidae. The record is from RefSeq and is a predicted model, not a curated record.